CAACAGGAAAGAAAUAAUUAGCCGCGACACCGUUAAAAUGUCAAAACAACCUGUCUUGCAUUUUUCGAAACAUUUUAACUGUUGAUAUCAUGAACGAGGUAUGUAAGUAUUGGCUUUAAAAGAUGAGUACGGACAAUGUAGAAGUUAAUGCCAAGCCGUCUCAAGAACUGAAUGUCGUCUCGCACAGGAAGGGAUGUGACCCUUUAUUGUCAACAGCAAGAGGGAAAUUGCAGAAAAAGCGUUCUAAACUGAAUGAUGAAAUCAACAGAGAGUUGCGAAUGAGAAAUGGAGCGGAAAAUCUGUUCAGAGCGACAGACAACAAGAGGCUGAAGGAACUGGUGUCAGUAGAACUAUUGUUCUUCAAUUCCAACAUACAGCUGCUGAAAGAAGAGGUCUCUGACCUGAACAGCUCUGUCAAUGUUUAUCAGCAUGAUAAUUCUACAGUUGUGCCAAUGAUACCACUUGGCCUGAAGGAAACAAAGGACAUAGACUACAGACUUGCUAUAAAGGAUUUCAUUCUCGAACAUUACAGUGAAGCUGCUGACAGUUACAACUCAGAAUUACAGGAUCUACAGGAACUAAGAUUGGCAUUGCGGACACCACAGAGAAAUGAUUCUGGUGUAGAGUUACUUAUGGAGUAUUAUAACCAGCUGUAUUUUCUGGAGAAGAGAUUUUUCCCUGCUGAUAGAAAGAUACCAAUCAUGUUUCACUGGUAUGAUUCGCUUACGGGUGUGCCAAAUAUUCAGAAAACAUUGACGUUUGAGAAAGGUUGUGUGAUGUUCAACAUUGGGGCACUCUUUACACAGAUAGCGUGUAAACAGGAUAGAUUAACAAAGUCUGGAUUGAGUCAAGCUAUCAAGUAUUUUGAGCUGGCGGGUGGAGCAUUCCGGUACCUACAUAACCACUUUAGUCACGCCCCGUCAAUGGACAUGCAGCCCCAGACUCUCACUAUGCUAGUCCAACUUAUGAUGUCUCAGGCACAGGAAUGUGUGUAUGAGAGUCUUACACUGCACGGUGUCUCUCAGGGUAUUCUACAGUAUUCUUACGCAGCACAAGAGGCUUCUAUGGUGUCUCAAAUGUAUCGUGAUACUCAACAACUUAUGAGCACAGAGCAAGUGAAGGAUUACAUUCCAUACUCGUGGUUGUCCAUGGCCCAGGUGAAAGCUGAGUAUUACAAUGCAUUAGCCAAUCAUUUGAUAUCUGAUGCUCUUCUAGACCAACCAGACAGUAUUAAUGCAGACAGGGUGAGAGAAAUGGUCCAGUGUCUGUCAAACCAAGAGGAAGGAGAAGAUGAUAUGCCUGUCAAAGUUCCACAGACUUUUGAGGAACGGAAACAACUUGCCAAAGCCCUUUUGAAAGAAGCAUUGAUGUGUCACGAAGAAGCAUUGAGACUACACAAUAUGUGUAAACAAUUAAGGAAAGUGGACACAUUUCUCACCAUACUGAAGAGGGCACAUGAUCAAUCAGUAUCCAAGUUUUCGACACUUGAAGAAGAGGAUGACUUCACAGAGAUUCAUGUAGCGCCAAAGAUCAAGGCUAUUUCACAACAGUUAGUGGCACCUGUCACACCUGAGUUUUCAAAAGUCAAAGUUCAAGAAAUUUUCAAAAAAUUGGGUCCAAUAGCAGUUUUCAAUUCCAAGAAUUACUGGACGGCCCCUAGAACAGUAGCACUACAUCGACCUUCAGAUCAGGGCUAUGGGUUCAGUGUGAGAGGUGACUGUCCGGUCAAAGUUGCCGACAUUGAACCUGGCAGUGUAGCUGAGCGUGGUAACAUCAAUGUUGGAGAUUAUAUUGUAGCAGUUGGUGGUUCAGAUACAAAGUGGGCAAAACAUGAUGAAGUUGUGAACUUAGUGCGAAAGUCUGGCAGCCAACUUGUUUUAAGACUGAUUACUCCAAUGAAUCAAGACUGUCUGGAACCCAGCCCAGCGUCGGCUCCCAGCACACCUAGGACACCAAUGAGAAUGGUGAUUUCGUCGAGCAGUUUGUCAGCGUCCAGUAAUAAAAGCAGUAAAAGCAGACUAAGCGCACCUUGGAUCUUUGCCAAGAAAGGUUCGAAAGAUAAAGACGAACAAGCCGAGGAAUUUAUCCUGGUUGGACAAGAUGCAGAUAAAUUUAGUGAUCAUGAUAUCCUGAUGUGAUUCAAAUAAACUCCAGUGUAAAAGGGAAACUAAAUUAAGUUGCUGUACAGUAACUUUGUACUAGAGUUGCAAAUUGUAGAUUGGGUUGUAUAGUAUUACACGAUGAGUUUUUUGCCAAUAUUUGUAAACAUUGCCACUUGUGAAUUUAAACUAUUUGUGACUACCAAUCUGCUUUAAGGCCUUAAAACACAAACCCUCACGUUUCACAACAUUGGUCAGGCUGCUAAACAUUAAAUCACUAGAUAAAGCCUAGUAUGCAAAAAUAACCCAAACUACUUAAUUUGAUAUGUAUAUGGUUAUACUAUCAAGGUUUUAUACAACAUUGAAAAAAGGGUUAAGUCAAUGUUAAAGGCACUGGCCUCCAGAUCAUAUGAUAACAGAGGAAAAAAUUUAGGUAUCAGGAAAUUAAUGCUAUUUCUUAAAAAUGCUUUGAAACUUAAUUACUGACAGACUAUAUGGUAUGGAAACACAUGAGAGUUAGUUGUUUUUUUACAAAUUUUUAAAAUGAAAAUCGAAAAGCGUCUUUAACACUUUACUUGAGGUAAACUGCUUUAAUUAUAAAUAUCUAUAUUUAAGGCAUUUAAACACAAGAUCCACUGUGGCGGUAUUGGUAAAGACUGCGGGAAAGUUUUUUUUAUUGCCAUUAUGUCCCAGGUUCGAUUCCUGACGUGGGCAUCUAUUUUUUCUUGAUUUGGCAUUUUUAAGAUUUUUUAGAAACAAAGAAUCAUUCUUAUGUUCAUAAUAAAAAGAAACUUCAAUUUUAAAGAAAGAUCAUUUUUAACUUAAAUCUGGUGGUCAGUGCCUUUAAAGCAAGACACUAUUCAUAUUCAUCUUUCAUGUGAAUAAAUUUUUUUGUGACAGUAUUAAAUUUCAUAAACGUAUUGCUUCAUCAAAUGUUAGUAUUUUAAAUAAGCAUCAUUUUAUAUAAUCUAUUUUUACUUAAAAGCUGGAUCUUUUAUUAACCUGAAAAGAAUUUAAUUGUUAUAAUGACUACAGAAUAUAUUUGAUCAAGGAAGCAGGACUUUUUAGCUCACCUGUCACAAAGUGACAAGGUGAGCUUUUGUGAUCGCGCGGUGCCCGUCGUCCGUCGUCCGUCCGUGCGUCCAUAAACUUUUGCUUGUGACCACUCUAGAGGUCACAUUUUUCAUGGGAUCUUUAUGAAAGUUGGUCAGAAUGUUCAUCUUGAUGAUAUCUAGGUCAAGUUUGAAACUGGGUCACGUGCCAUCAAAAACUAGGUCAGUAGGUCUAAAAAUAGGAAAACCUUGUGACCUCUCUAGAGGCCAUAUAUUUCACAAGAUCUUCAUGAAAAUUGGUCAGAAUGUUCACUUUGAUGAUAUCUAGGUCAAGUUCGAAACUGGGUCACGUGGGAUCAAAAACUAGGUCAGUAGGUCUAAAAAUAGAAAAACCUUGUGACCUCUCUAGAGGCCAUAUUUUUCAUGAGAUCUUCAUGAAUAUUGGUCAGAAUGUUUAUCUUGAUAAUAUCUAGGUCAAGUUCGAAACUGGGUCACGUAGGGUCAAAAACUAGGUCAUUAGGUCUAAAAAUAGAAAAACCUUGUGACCUCUCUAGAGGCCAUAUUUCUCAAUGCAUCUUCAUGAAAAUUGGUCAGAAUGUUCAUCUUGAUGAUAUCUAGGUCAAGUUCGAAACUGGAUCACGUGGGGUUAAAAACUAGGUCAGUAGAUCUAAAAAUAGAAAAACCUUGUGACCUCUCUAGAGGCCAUAUUUUUCAUGAGAUCUUCAUGAAUAUUGGUCAGAAUGUUCACCUUGAUGAUAUCUAGGUCAAGUUCGAAACUGGGUCAUGUGGGGUCAAAAACUAGGUCAGUAGAUCUAAAAAUAGAAAAACCUUGUGACCUCUCUAGUGGCCAUAUUUUUCAAUUGAUCUUCAUGAAAAUUGGUCAGAAUGUUCACCUUGAUGAUAUCUAGGUCAAGUUCGAAACUGGGUCAUGUGCGGUCAAAAACUAGGUCAGUAGGUCUAAAAAUAGGAAAACCUUGUGACCUCUCUAGAGACGAUAUUUUUCAAUGGAUCUUCAUGAAAAUUGGUCAGAAUGUUUACCUUGAAGAUAUCUAGGUCAAGUUCGAAACUUGGUCACGUGGGGUUAAAAACUAGGUCAGUAGAUCUAAAAAUAGAAAAACCUUGUGACCUCUCUAGAGGCCAUAUUUUUCAUGAGAUCUUCAUGAAUAUUAGUCAGAAUGUUCAUCUUGAUGAUAUCUAAGUCAGAUUCGAAACUGGGUCACGUGGGGUCAAAAACUAGGUCAGUAGGUCUAAAAAUAGAAAAAACCUUGUGACCUCUCUAGAGGCCAUAUUUCUCAAUGGAUCUUCAUGAAAAUUGGUGAGAAUGUUCAGCUUGAUGAUAUCUAGGUCAGGUUCGUAACUGGGUCAUGUGCGGUCUAAAACUAGGUCAGUAGGUCGAAAAAUAGAAAAACCUUGUGACCUCUCUAGAGGCCAUAUUUUUCACAAGAUCUUCAUGAAAAUUGGUGAGAAUGUUCACCUUGAUGAUAUCUAGGUCAAGUUUAAAAGUGGGUCACGUGCCUUCAAAAACUAGGUCAUUAGGUCAAAUAAUAGAAAAACCUUGUGACCUCUCUAGAGGCCAUAUUUUUCAAUGGAUCUUCAUGAAAAUUGGUGAGAAUGUUCAGCUUGAUGAUAUCUAGGUCAGGUUCGUAACUGGGUCAUGUGCGGUCUAAAACUAGGUCAGUAGGUCGAAAAAUAGAAAAACCUUGUGACCUCUCUAGAGGCCAUAUUUUUCACAAGAUCUUCAUGAAAAUUGGUGAGAAUGUUCACCUUGAUGAUAUCUAGGUCAAGUUUAAAAGUGGGUCACGUGCCUUCAAAAACUAGGUCAUUAGGUCAAAUAAUAGAAAAACCUUGUGACCUCUCUAGAGGCCAUAUUUUUCAAUGGAUCUUCAUGAAAAUUGGUCAGAAUUUUUUAUCUUGAUGAUAUCUAGGUCACAUGUGCUCAAAAACUAGGUCACUAUGUCAAAUAAUAGAAAUAACGAUGUCAUACUCAGUUGAACACUGGGUCAUAUGGAGAUAGGUGAGCUAUUCAGGACCAUCAUGGUCCUCUUGUUAUUAUAAACAAACAGAAAUAUAUAGUUUUUGGUAAUAUUUAAAGUCAAAAGAAUUAUUUGAAUUCUUGAUUUGUGAUAAUUUUCUGUCAUUUAUUGUAUAGGAAGGAGAUUGCUUUCAGUUUACCCGCAUAUGUGCUUUUGAAAUCCCAUAUUUUCUAUAUGUAAAUAUCUCAUAUACUCAUAUACACAAACAUGUACAUAAAACACAUAUUUCCUAAUACUGAUAAUCCAUAUAUUUUAUUAAUCCAUAUAUUUACAUUAAUCCAUUUAUAUUUUAAUCCAUAUAUACAUAUGACUAUGCACAUUUUUUAAUCCAACAUAUGAAAAUCCAAAAAGAAGCAACAGCAUUUGUAUGCCACAGCCAGCUGAAAAUCCUUAUCUCACUAAAACAGCUAUUUUGAUUUUUUUGGUACCUUACUGUAAAUACAAAAUUAACAGUUUAAGAUAAUCAGUUAUAAUUAUUUGAAAUUGAUCAUUACUCUUGGCCCACAGUGACAUUUUUGUUUGCUAGUUAAUUAUUCAAAUGAAAUACAGUUACUGUACUGGAAAAAAAUAUAUAUUUUUAUAAAAAGAAUUAAUGCUGUUAUAAAUUCCAAAAUCUACAUUUUAACUACAUUUUUUGCACAUUUAUUUUUGUUAAUAAACAUUAUUACCAGGUGAUAUUAAGGCUGUAUGAUGCAUAUUCACAGCAAGAUGUUUAUUAAGGCAAAGACCAGAUGCUGGCUUAUGUAUAAAGUGUACACAAACCUUAAAUGAUGUCCCAAAAAUGUAUAUACACAGUUAUGAUUUUUCAAAGUUUAACCCUUGUUUGUUUUACUUAUUUUAGAAUAGUGCCAAAGGUUAUUUUUAUGACAUAUUUAUUAAGGAGAGAGUCCCGUUAACUAAUGGAUCUAUAUAGAUAAUGUUAUAGUUGUGUACACAACAUAUCUAUGCAGUUUUUAAGAUACAAAAUGUGCAGGUAGAGGUCUGUGUACAUUAUUAUUUAUGUACACAGCAUAUCUAUGCAGUUUAAUAGAUCCUGUUGUACUAAGUGUAUAAGAUCCUGUUGUACUUAGUGUGUACUAAGUAUAUAAGAUCCUGUUGUACUUAGUGUGUACUAAGUAUAUAAGAUCCUGUUGUACUUAGUCUGUACUAAGUAUAUAAGAUCCUGUUGUAUUUAGUAUGUACUAAGUAUAUAAGAUCCUGUUGUACUUAGUAUGUACUAAGUAUAUAAGAUCCUGUUGUACUUAGUGUGUACUAAGUAUAUAAGAUCCUGUUGUAUUUAGUGUGUUCUAAGUAUAUAAGAUCCUGUUGUACUUAGUGUGUACUAAGUAUAUAAGAUCCUGUUGUAUUUAGUGUGUACUAAGUUGUAAGAUCCUGUUGUACUUAGUGUGUACUAAGUAUAUAAGAUCCUGUUGUACUAAGUGUUUUCUUUUUCACUUGUAUACUUCUUACUUUUAAAAAAGUAGUCCCUUUGUUCAACUACUAAUGUAA
This is a messenger RNA of Mercenaria mercenaria, 6672 nucleotides long. RefSeq names its product rhophilin-2-B-like. The transcript is spliced from 15 exons. Gene Ontology annotation, molecular function: protein binding. The record is from RefSeq and is a predicted model, not a curated record. Lineage: Eukaryota; Metazoa; Mollusca; Bivalvia; Venerida; Veneridae. Gene Ontology annotation, biological process: signal transduction; negative regulation of stress fiber assembly. Bases 123 to 2138 code for a protein of 671 amino acids.